Molecule: messenger RNA, 6792 nt
Organism: Choloepus didactylus (southern two-toed sloth)
Lineage: Eukaryota; Metazoa; Chordata; Mammalia; Pilosa; Megalonychidae
Gene: MN1
Product: MN1 proto-oncogene, transcriptional regulator
Biological process (GO): regulation of DNA-templated transcription
Source: RefSeq, a predicted model, not a curated record
CACCCGCCCCCCGCCAAGUAUGUUUGGGCUGGACCAGUUCGAGCCCCAGAUCAACAGCAGGAACGCUGGCCAGGGCGACAGGAACUUUAACGAGGCCGGACUGAGCAUGAACGCCCACUUUAAGGCCCCGGCUUUCCACGCGGGGGGGGCCCCUGGCCCCGUGGACCCUACCAUGAGCGCGCUGGGCGAGCCCCCGAUCUUGGGCAUGAACAUGGAGCCGUACGGCUUCCACACGCGCGGCCACUCGGAGCUGCACGCGGGGGCGUUGCAGGCGCAGCCGGUACACGGCUUCUUCGGCGGCCAGCAGCCUCACCACGGACACCCGGGCGGCCACCAUCCCCACCAGCACCACCCCCACUUCGGGGGCAACUUCGGCGGCCCGGACCCGGGGGCCUCCUGCCUGCACGGGGGGCGCCUGCUCGGCUAUGGCGGCGCCGGCAGCGGCCUGGGCAGCCAGCCGUCCUUCGCCGAGGGUUACGAGCACAUGGCGGAGAGCCAGGGGCCGGAGAGCUUCGGCCCGCAGCGGCCGGGGAACCUCCCGGACUUUCACAGCUCGGGCGCCUCGGGCCACGCCGUGCCCGCCCCGUGCCUGCCGUUGGACCAGAGCCCCAACCGGGCCGCCUCCUUCCACGGCCUGCCCUCCUCCAGCGGCUCUGAUUCCCACAGUCUGGAACCCCGGAGGGUGGCGAACCAAGGAGCCGUCGACUCCCUGGAAUACAAUUACCCGGGCGAGGCGCCCUCGGGACAUUUUGACAUGUUUUCGCCCUCCGACUCCUCCGAGGGACAACUGUCUCAUUUCGCGGCUGGCCGCCAGGUUCCCGGGGGCGCUUUCCCGGGAGCCUCGGCCAUGCCCAGAGCCGCGGGCAUGGUGGGCUUGUCCAAAAUGCACGCCCAGCAACCUCAGCAGCAACAGCAGCAGCAGCAGCACGGCGUGUUCUUCGAGAGGUUCGGCGGGGCUCGUAAAAUGACCGUGGGUUUGGAGCCCGGGGUGGGCUCCAGACACGCGUUAAUGCAGCCUCCCCAGCAGGCCCCGCCGCCCCCGCAGCAGCAGCCCCCGCAACAGCCGCAGCUGCCUCAGCCACAGCAGCCGCCGCCCGGGCUUCUGGUCCGACAAAAUUCGUGCCCGCCUGCGCUCCCGCGGCCCCAGCAAGGCGAGGCGGGCACGCCCAGCGGCGGGCUGCAGGACGGGGGUCCCAUACUGCCAAGCCAUCACGCGCAGUUCGAGUACCCCAUCCACCGGCUGGAGAACCGAAGCAUGCACCCUUAUUCCGAGCCCGUGUUCAACAUGCAGCACCCCCCUCCGCAGCAGGCGCCCAACCAGCGGCUGCAGCAUUUCGAUGCGCCCCCCUACAUGAACGUGGCCAAGAGGCCGCGCUUCGACUUCCCGGGCAGCGCGGGAGUGGACCGCUGUGCUUCGUGGAACGGCAGUCUACACAACGGCGCCCUAGACAACCACCUCUCGCCCUCCUCCUACCCGGGCCUGCCCGGCGAGUUCACGCCGCCUGUGCCCGACAGCUUCCCCUCGGGGCCUCCCUUGCAGCACCCGCUCCCGGAUCACCAGUCCCUGCAGCAGCAGCAACAGCAGCAGCAGCAACAGCAGCAGCGCCAAAACGCGGCCCUCAUGAUUAAGCAGAUGGCGUCGCGGAAUCAGCAGAGGCUGCGCCAGCCCAACCUGGCCCAGCUCGGUCACCCCGGGGACGUGGGCCAGGGCGGCCUGGUGCAUGGCGGCCCGGUGGGCGGCUUGGCCCAGCCGAACUUCGAACGCGAAAGCGGCGGCGCGGGCGCGGGACGCUUGGGCACCUUCGAGCAGCAGGCGCCACACUUAGCGCAGGAGAGUGCGUGGUUCCCAGGCCCGCACCCGCCGCCGGGCGACUUGCUCCCCCGCAGGAUGGGCGGCUCGGGCCUGCCGGCUGAUUGCGGCCCACACGACCCGGGCCUGGCGCCGCCCCCUCCGCCCGGUGGCUCAGGAGUGCUGUUCCGGGGUCCUCUGCAGGAGCCGCUGAGGAUGCCCGGAGAGGGCCACGUGCCCGCGCUGCCCUCGCCAGGCCUGCAGUUCGGUGGCAGCCUGGCCAGCCUGGGUCAGCUGCAGUCGCCCGGGGCCGGGGUGGGGCUGCCCAGCGCGCCCUCCGAGCGCCGGCCCCCGCCGCCGGACUUCGCGGCGCCCGCGCUUGGGGGCCAGCCGGGCUUCCCAUUUGGCGCCGCGAGCCGGCAGGCCACGCCGCACAGCGGCCCGGGCGUGAACUCGCCCCCGACCGCGGGCGGGAGCGGCAGCAGCGCGGGCGGCGGCAGCGGCGGGGGCGCCUACCCGCCGCAGCCCGAUUUCCAGCCCAGCCAGCGCGCCUCGGCCAGCAAGCUGGGCGCGCUCUCGCUGGGCUCCUUCAACAAGCCCAGCUCCAAGGACAACCUGUUCGGCCAGAGCUGCCUGGCUGCGCUCUCCACAGCCUGCCAAAACAUGAUCGCCAGCCUCGGGGCUCCCAACCUCAACGUGACCUUCAACAAGAAGAACCCGCCCGAGGGCAAAAGGAAACUGAGCCAGAACGAGACCGACGGCGCGGCAGUGGCCGGCAACCCGGGCUCGGAUUACUUCCCUGGAGGGACUGCCCCUGGGGUUCCGGGGCCCGGAGGCCCGUCUGGGACCAGUAGCAGCGGCUCCAAAGCCUCGGGGCCGCCCAACCCGCCCGCCCCUGGGGACGGCACCAGCCUCUCCCCCAACUACCCCCUGGAAUCCACGUCGGGGAACGACGGCAAGCCGGUCCCUGGAGGCAGCGGCCGGGGACGGGGUCGCAGAAAAAGGGACAGUGGUCACGUUAGCCCCGGGACCUUCUUCGACAAGUACUCGGCGGCGCCAGACAGCGGGGGCGCGCCGGGGGUGAGCCCGGGGCAGCAGCAGGCGCCCGGCGCGGCCGUCGGAGUCAGUUCCGCGGGAGAGGCACGCGGGGCGCCAACGCCGCACGAGAAAGCGCUCACGUCCCCGUCUUGGGGGAAGGGGGCCGAGUUGCUCCUGGGGGACCAGCCGGACCUCAUGGCGUCCCUGGACGGCGGGGCCAAGUCGGACGGUAGUUCCCCGCACGUGGGCGAGUUCGCCUCGGACGAGGUGAGCACGAGCUACGCCAACGAGGACGAGGUGUCAUCCAGCUCCGAUAACACCCCGGCCCUGGCCAAAGCGAGCAGGAGCCCCCUGGUGACCGGCUCGCCCAAACUCCCGCCCCGUGGGGUGGGCGCCGGGGAACACGGACCGAAGGCGCCCCCGCCCCCGCUUGGCCUGGGUAUCCUGUCUACCUCUACCUCGACCCCUGACGGCUAUGGCGGCGGCGGGGGCACGGGCCACCCGGGCACGCCGGGCCUGGAGCAGGUCCGGACCCCGACGAGCAGCAGCGGAGCACCGCCACCCGAUGAGAUCCACCCCCUGGAGAUCCUCCAGGCGCAGAUCCAGCUGCAGAGGCAGCAGUUCAGCAUCUCCGAGGACCAGCCCCUGGGACUCAAGAGUGCCAAGAAGGGCGAGUGCGCCGUCGGGGCCUCGGGCGCUCAGAACGGCGACAGCGAGCUGGGCAACUGCUGCUCCGAGGCGGUCAAGAGUGCCAUGAGCACCAUCGACCUGGACUCGCUGAUGGCGGAGCACAGCGCCACCUGGUACAUGCCGGCUGACAAGGUCCUGGUGGACGGCGCGGACGACGACAAGACGCUGGCGCCCUGGGAGAAGGCCAAACCCCAGAAUCCCAACAGCAAAGAAGCCCUCGACCUCCCGGCGAACAAGGCCUCGGCGCCCCAGCCCGGCAGCCACUUGCAGUGCCUGUCUGUCCACUGCACGGACGACGUGGGUGACGCCAAGGCCCGCGCCGCUGUGCCCACUUGGAGGUCCCUGCACUCCGACAUCUCCAACAGAUUCGGGACAUUCGUGGCCGCCCUGACUUGAACCGACAAGAAAUACCCCCUCCCCUCGCCAGGCCCUCCCUCCUUCUCUCUCUCUCUCUCCCCUCCCCACCCCACCUGACCCACCCCUUAUCCCCCACCCCCUCUUUGUUAAUUUGAAAGGGCCACUAUUGCUGAGUGGAUGAUUUGUUUUUUCUAGGUUGGUACUUGCUUAGUGGCAUAUGGACCGGAAAGGGUUAAUUUAAAGGGAGGGGGGGGACCUCAAAAAAUUUUUUUUUAAAAAAAGAAACUCGGCUGCCACAGUAUGUUACCAGUGUUAACCCUUCUGCAGUUAGCAAACUUUUGCUUAAGCCUUUUUCCUGCUAGGUAAUUCCUCAUUUUUUCUGUAAUCUUGGCAUACAUUUUUUUAGAUGACCUCUUUCCUCAUUUUAUUUUCAUGCUGCUGUAUGUCCAAGUAUUGUUAUUUCAUAAUAAGACAAGAGUUGAUUUCCUUUUUUAUUCUUUUUUAUUCUUCUUCUGCCCCCUUCCUUUUUUUUUUUUUUUUUUCCUUUUUGCUUUGUUCACUGCUUAUUAAAAUGGAAAUCCCGGAGAACAAGUAAUUCUGGAAUAUUGCCGGAUGAAAGUUAAAUUGUCAUCACAAUAUUAUAUAUUGACACCCAACUGUCAUCAGUCAGGCAGGAGACAAACAAUUAAUGCCCCCCUUAGGUAUUCUGCCUAGGAUUUUGUUUUGUCUGCUCCCUAAGAAAACAGAGAUAUAUAUAUCCGUUCCUACAAAUUCACGUGCAGCCUUCAGCUCCGUUCUCUCUCCUGCUGGCAGCUGCCCCUCUCUGGGUUGGAGGAGAGGAUGCAUCCUGCUGGCUAUGUGGAAAGCAGCUGGAAUGUUCCACAGUGGUGUUUUCUCUCCUUUUUCUGGGCCUCUCUUUAAAUGCCCAGGCUCUGAAUUUUCACACUAUAUGGAGCAGCCUUGUGCCCAUGGUGGUGGUGGUGGUGGGGGCAAUGCCCCCCAGCUUGUGGCAUCUCUGGGGGCUUCAGGCCCCCCCUGCCCCUUGCUGUAGUCAGACUGACUAGGUCUUCCUUGGGUGCUGAAUUCUCAGCCCUUGACCUUUCCUGGCAGCUGUUACAGGCCCAGGCUUCACCGAGGAGGAAGGAGGGGACUGGGUGAAUCUCCCCCAUCCCUCCUUUCACCCCUAUCUACUUUCUUGCCUCCAACGUGGGGGAUCCAUCACCCCACCUGGAAGGGAUAGGCUUUAGCCAGCAUUUUUGAGGGGCUGUUUCAGUAAAGGAGUCCUCAAGCUCAGCCUGCAAAGCCCCCCUCCUUGGAACCUGGGUGUUUUGCUUUGUUUUGUUUUUUGCAGGGCUUUGCAGACUCCCGAGAGAUAGAAUAGGGAGAGAGAAAGGAAAUAUGACGGAUGACUUUGGUUCCUUACCUGUUAAACCCCAGAAUCCCCCCAUCCCCCUUUUUUAUUUCAUCUCACCCUUUGCAAACCUGGAGCCACGUCUCACGCGUCUCACAAAGGAAUAACUUCUCCCUUUGAGCCGAGAUGAGGGGGUGGCUGGGGAGCUGGGCAGCAGCAAGGGGGGUGCAUGGGCCCAGCCCAGGCCUAUCACGAUGUCCUCUGGCCCUGCCCAAAGCAGUGGUCAUCUCCAGAUGUCCGGUGUUGGCAGAGAUGGGCACCUUUGGGUGCAGCUGCUGCCUGCAGAGAAUUUGACAACUUUCAGGAGGUGGUGGGCACCCACAGAUUCCAGGGUGGACCAGACGAGAAUGAGCGAUAUCACCUCUCCAAAAUCGGUGACUCUGAGCAGAUUUCAUUUCCAUUUUUGUUCCCAAGCAUGUCUUACUAAAUGCUCCAUAUCAAGCCUCUCCCCACCCCCAAUAGUCCCCAAAGUCUUCAGAUCCAGCAUUUUAUUUUAUUUUAUUUUAUUUUACUUUAUUUUUUUUUUGCAAGUGACCUGAAGGCUUUGGGCUGGCCAUACAACAUCCACAUGGUUUAUUUCAAAGAACUUUUCAGCACGGGGAGAGGAGUCGAGAGAUACCUCGCUUGCUCCCCUCCGUCGUCGUCUGCUCUCCUCCGCCGGGGUCCCAGUCUGUCCGGACUGUCUGUGGUCCUUGGUCUGUGCUGUCUGACCAGGGGCAGAAGCAGGUGGCAUGGAUUUAUCAGGGAGGCACUGUGCUCCAACAUCCCUCCUGGGGCUCCGCUACCAAAUGAAAGAAAAGGGGAGGAAGACUGCCCCCCGCCACCAACAGUGGGAGACUCCGCCGUAGUCUGGGCAAAACUCAGCGCCCCCUCUGAUUCUGCAAUGUACAGCUGUUUGAGAGCUUCAUUAUUUUCAUUUUUAAACAGGAAUAAUUUCUCCUUAAUUGCUUAAGGCCAGGGAGCAAAGUGCCCUGCCUUCCCCAGCGUUGAGCUCAUCAGCGCACUUUUGGCCAUCGGCUCGUGGUGCCGGCAACCUCUGAAACCCCUGAAGUUUGAAACUGUCUCGCUCCCCACGACCCCAGAAUGGAACAGCUUUAAAAAUAGCCUUAAGCAAAAGGAUGUUAUUUCAUUAAAUUUGGUUUAAUGGAAAGAAUAAAAGCAAAUUAAAAACACACCCACCACAUGCGACUCCAAACACUGGUAAUCGGUACCGCGUAACAAACUCUUCUGGAAAGAAAACGAAAACGUUAUUGCACAUGUAAAAUAUGAGAACUUAACUCUGCUGUGUGUUAGGCAAUCCUGUAAUCUUUUUUGACUCUUAAAAAAAAAAAUUCAUUUCUGAAAUGCUUGGUUGGAAGACUGUGACAAUAGCUCAUGAAAUUGAGUGUUAUUUUUUUCUUUCUUUUUUUAAAAAAAAUAUGUAAAGUGCAGUCUUCUGUAUUCAUGCAAAUUGUAUAUACCUGUAUAUGUUUUCCUGAGCAGCUAAAUAACAAUAAAUAUGACGUUA